AUGGGUCCAUGUCUCUGUGUGUCUCUGUCUCUGUGUGUCUCUGUCUCUGUGCGUGUCCAGAUCCAGCAGGGCAUCGUUGUGUACGUGUGUUUCUUCCACGGAGCCUCGGAGGCCGUCACGUUCGACAUCGCCAAGAAGCUGAUGACCACCAAGUUCUUCCGGAGGGACCGGCACAUCGUGUCGGUGUUGGACCUGCCAGGCAGCGUGCUGCUGAUCCCGCAGGACUCCCUGGUGGGGCAGCCGCUGCCCAACAGGAGGAUGGCGUUCCGGGGGGGGUGCGAGAUGUGGCUGGGGGCCCAGCUCUUCUCCCGCCUGGUGUCGGCCUGCAGGGAGCUCCUGAACGGGUCGCCCAAGAGCGCGCAGGCCGGUACCACGGUGGAGUACGGCGUGUACGGACAGAAGCAGGAGAUCGUCCUGAACUCCCCGGAGCCUCUGUCCCUGCUGCUGGACUUCUGAUCCAACACGCGGUUCUGUGGCCACGGGGCGGUUCUGGACCGAGCAGACCUGGAUGGAUUCUCAAGUCGUGGUCUCUCGAUGUGGUUCUGUUGGCACCGGAACCCGGCAGCACCAAGUACCGCUUCUGCUGCUACACAGGAGGAGCUGGGUUUUCACUGAGCAGAACCUGGACCCAGUAGGGACGACGAGAGGGGAUCAGGUCUUGAAACCAGAUCAGGAGGUUCUGGUUCUGUUCGUGAUGACUGGACUCUGGAGGA
This is a messenger RNA of Nematolebias whitei (Rio pearlfish), 713 nucleotides long. RefSeq names its product D-aminoacyl-tRNA deacylase 2-like. Lineage: Eukaryota; Metazoa; Chordata; Actinopteri; Cyprinodontiformes; Rivulidae. The transcript is spliced from 3 exons. The record is from RefSeq and is a predicted model, not a curated record. Gene Ontology annotation, cellular component: cytoplasm. The coding region runs from base 1 to 456 and encodes 151 amino acids. Gene Ontology annotation, molecular function: D-aminoacyl-tRNA deacylase activity.